AGACGAGACGAGACCGUUUGCGUUCACUAUUUUAGUUCCCACUUCCACUUCGACAAGCCCCAAACACCAACCUUUUCUUCUCGUUUUAUUAUCAUAAUUAUUGUUCUUGUUGUUUUUGAAUCAUUCCCAUUUCCCAGUCUUUCUUUAUGGAAGAAGUUCCCGACACGGCGGCGAACCGGUCCGAUCCGGGGUUCAGGGCGGAGAUCGACACUUCGGCGCCGUUCGAAUCGGUGAGGGAAGCCGUCACGCGAUUCGGCGGCGUUGGGUAUUGGAAACCCAUUCUGAACGGUCUUAGUAACAAGCAUUUUGCUGCUCCUGAGCCGCAUCACGCAGAAGAGCUUGACCCUGAAAAACUGGAGGAGCAAGCUGCUGUAUUGGAGAAAGACCUGAUCCUGAAAGAAAGGGAAACACUUGAUGUCUUAAAAGAGUUGGAAAGUACCAAAAGGCUUGUGGAGAAUUUGAAAUCAAAGGUACAAAAAGAAGAAUCUGAAGCAAAUUUGAAUUUUCAGACGAGUGUGUGCGAAAAUAUAUCGUCUGUUAAGGAGGAUGAGAGAGAAGAUAAGGAAAACCGAGUGAGUAAUGUUGUUCAGAAUUCGAAGGAAGGUUGUGUCCCCUAUCCUUCAUCAUCCCCAGGGUUAAUAUUAAUGGAAUUGAAGCAAGCAAAAUUCAAUCUGAACAGAACUACAAGUGAUAUUGCUGAUGUUCGAGCUUCUGUUGAAUCUCUCAAUAAGAAGUUAGAGAAAGAAAGACUAUCACUUGAGAAGACUCGCGAGAGGUUAACUCAGAACUCUUCAAAGAUAUGUUCUCUUGAGGAAGAACUAAACCAGACAAAACUAAAACUGCUAGUGGCAAAAGAUGCCGGUUCGGAUAACCAUUCAGAUAUAACAAGAGAACUUCAGCGACUGAGUUUUGAGGCAGAGCAUUUCAAGAACAUGGGAGAAGCUGCAAAAUCAGAAGUCAUGAAAGAAAUGUCAGAGAUUGAACAGACAAAAGCUAUGAUAAAAACUGCUGAAAUCAGGUUGAUUGCUGCCCAAAAAAUGAAGGAAGCGGCUAGAGCAGCCGAAGCUGCUGCCCUUGCAGAAAUCAAAGCUUUAUCAUCUCAUCAUGAGAAUUCACCUGGAGAUUGUGUGGAAAAGCAUGAUGGAGUUACCCUUUCCUUUGAAGAGUAUACUGCUCUAACCUGCAAGGUGCGAGAGGCCAAGGAACAAUCGAAGAAGAGAGUUGUAGAUGCUAUGCAUCUAGUUGAUGAAGCAAAUGUAUCUAAAAUGGACAUUUUGAGAAAGGUAGAGGAAGCCACAGAAGAAGUUAAAACCAGCAAGAAGGCCCUUGAGGAAGCUCUUGAAAGGGUAGAGGCUGCGAAUCAAGGAAAGCUAGCAGUUGAAGAGGCAUUAAGGAAGUGGCGGUCGGAGGGUCACAAACGGCGGUCCUCCAUACUUAACUCUACCAAGUUUAAAAAUGCUUACCCUUCUCACCAUCGGAAGGAUUCUCGGUUACUCGAUGUCAAUGGGUUGAAUCUGGUAAAUGAUGAGGCCAAGCCAGUUCUAAAGCCGGCACUGUCCAUAGGAAAAAUAUUGAGCAGGAAGUUGAUGAUGCCGGAAGAGUAUGAAGCCAGCGAGAUGCAUAGAGAAAGAAGCUCAGAGAGACGGAAGGUGUCUCUUGGCCAGAUGCUAGGCAAACAAAUAGCGGAUCCAUCCUUUGACAGGCAAGCUGAGAAGGAAAAUGGUCAGAAGCCGUUUUCUGCAAAGAGAAAGAAAUUUGGAUUUGGCCGAUUCUCCCUUCUAUUGACAAAACAACAAAAGAAGAAGAAGCCAACACUGAACUUGAGGUGAAUAAUGGCUUGCUGUUGUGCUGACUAAACAAUGAGAUUAUAUUGCAUCUUUUUAUCUGUUCUCAUCUCAUCCUCUUACUGUGCUCGACUAAAUUUCUUGUUUGUUGUUUAAUUUACCUUGCUUGUAUAUUAACUAAAGUUUGUUCGUCACUUGUGACUUGUCAUGCUACUUGUAGGAGGUGAUUUAUGUGAAUUUGACUCUUGUAAGCUGAUGUUAUAAUUCUCAUAUGCAUGAGGUUGUUCUAUUCUUUCAAUGUUUAUACAUAUAUUGGCACGUUGGCUUUACCUUA
Glycine soja is the source of this 2118-nucleotide messenger RNA. RefSeq names its product WEB family protein At2g38370-like. The transcript is spliced from 2 exons. Bases 147 to 1829 code for a protein of 560 amino acids. NCBI's taxonomy places the organism in Eukaryota, Viridiplantae, Streptophyta, Magnoliopsida, Fabales, Fabaceae. The record is from RefSeq and is a predicted model, not a curated record.